Messenger RNA from Actinia tenebrosa (Australian red waratah sea anemone), 1504 nucleotides. Its product is annotated as beta-1,4-galactosyltransferase 7. Gene Ontology annotation, molecular function: xylosylprotein 4-beta-galactosyltransferase activity. NCBI's taxonomy places the organism in Eukaryota, Metazoa, Cnidaria, Anthozoa, Actiniaria, Actiniidae. Gene Ontology annotation, biological process: carbohydrate metabolic process; proteoglycan biosynthetic process. Gene Ontology annotation, cellular component: Golgi apparatus. The record is from RefSeq and is a predicted model, not a curated record.
UCACAACCUGCAAUUGUUUUGCAGAGAACACUAAACUAAAUUUUUAUUUAGACAGCGAUCUCCUGAAAUAUUAACUAGCCAUUGUACACGAGUCUUUGAACCAAGCAAUGACGAGACUGAUUUCAACGAAAUUUGAAAAAUUAUUGAAGCUACUACGACGAAACRGCUGAUAAAGGAUGAGCUGAUUUACAGUCCUUCACUUGAGAAAGAGAAUAUUUUUUUAUGAUUUUUUCAACCAACAGAACCUGAUUUUCUGAUUUUAGCGCCAUUUAGUUAUUCUUUGACGAAAAAUGGUUCAACGUGGAGUUGUCUUUGCUAUGCUCUUCUAUCUUACAUGUGCCGUAGCUACUACGAUUUAUAUUUCURUGUUAUAUUUGAACGACGAGAAGUGUGACUGUAGAGAGUUCAUGAAGAGAUUAGUUAUACGUGAUGGACUAGAGGAACACAAUCAUUUUUUAAAUCCUACAAAAAAUAGUCGACAACACGUAAGAGAUACUAUAUUAAAUAACGAAGACACAGGACAAAGAAAACCUAAAGAAAGGAAAGAUAAAAUAAAGACAGCUGAAGAUGAGUCCUGGGGACCACAUGUUCUUGGGAUUGUUGUACCUUAUCGCAACAGAUUUGAGGAGUUACUAGAAUUUGCACCUCACAUGCAUAAGUUUCUAAAUGAAAAAAAGAUAAAACAUAGAAUCUUUAUAAUAAAUCAAGUAGACAAACUCAGAUUUAAUCGUGCUUCUCUUCUCAACAUUGGUUACUUGGUGGCCAGAAAUGAAUGUGAUUACAUUGCGAUGCAUGACGUUGAUCUGUUACCAUUAAACAAGAAGCUCUUUUAUGGGUAUCCAGAGAAAGGACCAUUUCAUGUCUCAGGACCUAAACUACAUCCGAAAUAUCACUAUAGAACAUUUGUUGGUGGCAUCUUAAUGAUGACAAUUGAACAGUUUGAAAAGGUAAAUGGACUUUCAAAUAGAUUUUGGGGCUGGGGACGAGAAGAUGAUGAACUGUAUCAGAGAAUGAUGGAGGCUGGACUUACAAUAUACCGUCAUGGAAAGAAACACAUCACUACGGGAUAUGACACCUUUAAACAUGACCAUGAUCCAGAAACACGUAAAAGGGACUAUAAAAGAUUAUUUAACCAGAAAAAGGAAUCAUUCAAAAGAGAUAGAAAGACAGGUGCAGAUAAUGUUGAAUAUGAUAUAAUGAGUAUGAAAAAGCUGACAAUAGAUGGGGCACCACUGACUAUAGUUAACGUUGAGCUGGAUUGUGAUUAUGAUGAGACCCCUUGGUGCAAGUUUGAUAAGCCAGAUUCAAAGAGCUAAUGAUGAAUCAAUCUAAUUGCAAUUUCAGGAAUAUUUACAAAUUAAUCUGUGAAUUAGCCUUUUCCUGCUUUAGAUCAGCACAUCAGUUGUUUCAGGGUUCAAUCUGUGAGUUAGCCAUGCCCUGACUUAGAUCAGCCCAGAGGUUGUUACAGGGUUCUAUCUGUGAGUUAGCCAUGCCCUGACUUAGA